Molecule: messenger RNA, 1071 nt
Organism: Fusarium mangiferae
Lineage: Eukaryota; Fungi; Ascomycota; Sordariomycetes; Hypocreales; Nectriaceae
Exons: 5
Coding region: 1-1071 (356 amino acids)
Molecular function (GO): monooxygenase activity; oxidoreductase activity, acting on paired donors, with incorporation or reduction of molecular oxygen; heme binding
Source: RefSeq, a predicted model, not a curated record
AUGGAGCCAGAAGUCGAGGACUGCAUCAAGACAUACAAACAAAAGCUCGAGUCACUAGCUCACUCGGGCAUGAAUAUGAACCUACAGUUUUGGAUGCAAUGUUACGCAUUCGAUGUCAUUAGCCAGAUUACGCUCGAUAAAAGGUUCGGCUUCCUCGACUCUGGAGCCGAUAAGGGCGGCAUGUUUGCUAGCCUUCAUGAGUAUCUCAAAUACUGCGCAGUUGUAGGCGUCGAGCACGAGUGGCAUGAAACUUUGUUUUGGAUUAUGUCUAAAUUGCCUACAAGAGGUCUAGCUUACGUCGCACAGUUCACUGGUGAACAAAUCAAUCAACGCAAGCAGGCACUGAAAGUGGGUGACCCUGCAGAGAAGUCGCAGAAAAAAGACUUUUUAUCAAAGCUUUUUCACCUACAUAACGAGAAUCCUGAGAGAUUCCCGGAUGCUGCUAUCUUUACCACAUGCAUCACAAACAUCGGAGCCGGUUCUGACACGACAUCCAUUUCGCUUUGUGCCAUCAUGCAGAACCUGGCAGAACGUCCGGCUGUGUAUCAAAAGCUGCGGCAUGAGAUCGACGCCAAAUAUAAAGACCUUGGCGAGCCGGAUUUCAUCCCAUUCAAUGAGACACAGUCAAUGAAGUAUCUACAAGCGUGUAUCAAAGAGGCACUGAGACUACACCCAGCAACCGGCUUGCCGUUGGAGCGUGUCGUCCCCCGGGGCGGUGUCGUUUUGAGUGGAACAUACUUUCCAGCUGGCACCAUUGUGGGCGUUAACACCUGGGUUAUGCACCGCAACCAAGAUGUCUUUGGCGUCGACGCAGAUACAUUUAUGCCUGAGCGGUGGCUGAAUCAAAGUAAAGAAAAGCUUUCCUUGAUGGAGGCCAGCUGGAUGCCUUUUGGCGCUGGUUCUCGCACGUGCAUUGGAAAGAAUAUCAGCCUACUGGAGAUAAACAAGCUUAUCCCGGUCCUGGUAAGGACUUUUGACUUUUCUAUAGUUAAUGCAUGCAAGCAAAGACAUGAAAACUUCUGGCUAGUUAAGCAGGUUGAUACACAGUGCCAGGUACAGUUAAGAGUAUAG